AUGACGAGGAUAUAUUUCAUAGCCGUUGCUGCUUUGGCUUUGCUCCAGCAGGUGUCCGCUGAUUAUGAAGUAUGGGCCGUAGAUCAAUCCAACUCUGUUGCUGGUGAAUCUGCUUUGGGCGUCAAAGGAAGUUUCCUGUGGGUUUUCAGUUCUGAUGAGAUUGAAAAACAGGUUGAGGGACUCACUGAACAAGCGAAAAGCGAGCCUUGUACACCAGAUGCUACUGAGGGACCUUGUGAUCUUCUGGAAAUAUUCCCUCAAGACUUGACAGCUUCUUUUGCUAAUGGCACUACAGCAGGAGAACUUCGCGAUUUGGACAGCUUUGCAAGAUUCCAUUACGCGAGACCUGAUGCAAGCAACAACUAUGUUUUAAUAAACAUGUUUAUGCCCGGCGGUGGAUAUAUCGGUGUUGUGGAUUCACGCACAAAAGAAGCGGUUGCUCUCUUCCGGGUGACCAAGUUCCAAUACGCCACUGACGGCGCUGGUAGUACUGCUGAAACGCGUUCUGUACACAUGAGCGACUGGGGUGGCGUCGACAGUUCCUACAUCAUGAUCAAUAAUCUGCACGGCAAAGCUGUAGAGCGCAUCAACGUGUUGCGUGACGAGAACGGUGAUAUAACAGGACUCGACUUCGAUCGUAGCGCCUCACUUGGUCUGGGAUCAAAGAUGAAAGUUUCUGAGGAGGCUACUGUAUUCUCUGGUUCCAAUGUCUUCGGUAAUGCAUUGAUUGGUUCCAUCAUUGGUGACUACGCCGAUGCCGACCUAAGCGACGCCACACCCAAUGGGUACUGCAAAGAGAAUGGCUGUAGUGAUCUUGCCAAUGGAGGCGCUGGCGGACGAGGAAAAAAUAUGCCUAUCUGCACUCUUACAAGCGCCAACAACUUUGUGUAUAUUACACUAGCCGGCGGUGGACUAUUCGUGGCGGAUAUCUCUGAGACUCCGCUUAAAAUAGUCGCUGAGUACGGUAAGGAAGUAAUCUAUGGUGCUGGUUUGUGCGGUGUGGCCACCCCUGACGGCCAGGUGUUUGUGAAUUCUGGAGUGUCGGCAUCAGCUGCUGGUAAGGAUCAGUCUAUGUUUGCCGUUUGGAGCUUUGAUGAUGAAGCAUACGUAGAUGCUGACAGUCUCUGUGAGAACGACCCCAUGCCAACUCUUGUAUACCAAGACGAAGCGACCAACACUAAAACUGGUGGUAACACUAUGGGAGCUGAUGUAGCGGACACCACCGGCCAACUUCCAGGGCAAAGCACGCGCAGAGACUCUCAUGGUAUGGCUGUGUCUGUCGAUGGCAACUACGUACAGGGUGUCGAUCGUAUUCAGAACGUAAUAGAAGUGUUUGACGUAUUUUCACUGGAGAAAACCACUUACGAUCUGACCUCUGAAGGUGGUGAAGACAGAUAUGACGGUGAAGCGGGUGCGUGCUUAGCGAAGUCGGUAGAUGAUGAUUCUGGUCUUCCGGCCAACGAUCCUGCACCUGAUCCCAUCUCAACCACACCCGAUGGCAAAUACAUGGUCGUUGGUUUAAGAGGGCCUGCGCCUGUAACUGUGAACCAUGCUGCUCAAGGGAGUUGUCCUGGCGUCGGUAUCGUUCAGCCUACUAAGGAUGGUAAGGGCGGUAAGCUCAUCAGUGUUAUUCGUACUAGUAACACAAUUGAAGAUACUUUAGAGACUGUGCCGGCUCCAGGAGGCCACGAGUACACGGGCAAGGAGCGGAGUGAUAUCCACGGAAUUCUUGUUGUCAACAGAGACAGUAACAAAGGUGCCAACUAA
Sphaeroforma arctica JP610 is the source of this 1767-nucleotide messenger RNA. RefSeq lists its product as hypothetical. The coding region runs from base 1 to 1767 and encodes 588 amino acids. The record is from RefSeq and is a predicted model, not a curated record. NCBI's taxonomy places the organism in Eukaryota, Ichthyosporea, Ichthyophonida. The transcript has a single exon.